This is a messenger RNA of Lolium perenne, 719 nucleotides long. The record is from RefSeq and is a predicted model, not a curated record. NCBI's taxonomy places the organism in Eukaryota, Viridiplantae, Streptophyta, Magnoliopsida, Poales, Poaceae.
AACUACGGGGCACGUGAGAGCCAAAGGCGCCCUUGUGAAGUUGGCGAUGUCUAUGUGGCCUGGUCUGACGUCUCAUUCUGCUGUGUUGCUCUGGUGGUAAUUACUGUUUGGUGAGGUUCAGAAUUCGGACAUAAAAAAAAUUGAUUUUUCGAGUGAAUUCAGUUAGACCAACAUGGCAGAGUUGUGUUACCACAGGAGUUGUCACUGCUUUUAUAAUCUAGCAGGUCGCAAGAGCGUGAGGAUCUUAAUUUGGUACUAGCGGAAUGCCAGAGAGGGAUGAUGGGAGGCGAUGAGGGCGGGGAACAUGGAUGGAGGCGGCGAGCAUGGCGUGGACGAGGCAGCCGCGCCGUAACGCGGCGCCGGCGGAUUCGGAGCGGGCGAAGGCGUCGUCCAGGUGCACCGGGUUGCGGUCGCCACUCACCGCCGCGUACGCCGCCACGCCGUCCGCCGUGAAGCGUCGCCCACCUGCAGCGAGGGUCCCGUCGAGGCCGAGGACGAGCGGGACGGCGCGGCGCAUCCCGGCGAGAUCGAGCUUGCAGUGUGUGGGGUCGGCGUGGCAGAGAAAAUCCAUGGCGCUGCUCGCUCGCCUUAUCCUGGCCUCCUCCAUAUCAAAAUCAAUCGGCUGCUGCUGCUCACUGCUCUCCUCAGCUGGACUGAAGCUCAGCUGGAGCAUAGGAGUAGGUAGUAAAAAGGGAAGGAAGCCAUGGCUGAUCUGCUGA